AUGACGAAACUGAAGUUCACAGCCGAUUUCUCCGGCCAGAUUGCUCAGGGCUCGGGCUCGGGGUCAGUUUGGCCGCGAAAUCCCUCGAGCCACGCGUACCCACCGGAAUCGUCCUCGUCGCACGGUCGCGUCACGCCGUCUCGACCUGCUAAGCUCAAGAAGGAACGAGCACAUCAAGCAUGCGUCCCCUGCCGCGAUGCGAAGAAGAGAUGCGAACCGCGAGAUAGUGGGCCUGAUUGUAAAGAAUGCUUUCAUAAGAAAAGGAGAAACAAAGGCAAAGGCAAAGGCAAAGGCAAAGGCAAAGGCAAAGGCAUAGUCUGCGUGUUUCAGAACGUGCCGUGGGAAGAUAAUGCGCGUGUAUACGCGAAAAAGAGGGCGAGGCAGGAAAGGCGAAAGGCGGAGAGGGACUUGGAGCAGCUCACGCAACAGCAAAGUUCCGUGGCUGACCUGCGAUUCGAGUCGCAGCAGCCUGUCUCUGCAGUCGGGCAGCAGUGCAGUGUCACGCCAGUCGGUGCUGACUGGCCCUCCUCUGACGAAAGCCCCUCUGGUUCCGACACUUCCCUUUCGUCGGCUGAUCCGCUGACCCCCGUUGACCGCGCCACGCGCCAGGACCUCUCUCAAGCCCUCGCCUGGGGGUUUCCCGACCAGACUGCCGUUCCUGCCCACGCAGUGCCUCACCAACAGGGAUUCUUCGCCGACCAAAAGAUCCCUGUUCAGCCGAUGCAUCAGAUCAGAACGUCACCGCAAAUCUCGUGCUAUCCGCCUUACCCUUCGUCGUCGUUCAUCAACUCGGCUUACGAUCCUAACAUGUCGCAGUCUCAUCCUAACGUCAAUUGGAUGGCAAUGCAAGCAAGAAACUUCGAUCAUUGCGAGCAGCCUUUUCAGCAGCAGCCCGAAAUUUCGCAGCAGCAGCAGCUCCAAUUUCUGCAAUUCACUUCCUCGGCACCACUUCCCAACGCCGCCUACGCCAACGACGCCUAUCCUCACAGCGCCCAUACUCACAGCGCCUACGCUCAAGGCUCCUAUCCCAACGUUACCUAUCACUACAGCGUCUAA
Molecule: messenger RNA, 1056 nt
Organism: Pseudozyma hubeiensis SY62
Lineage: Eukaryota; Fungi; Basidiomycota; Ustilaginomycetes; Ustilaginales; Ustilaginaceae
Exons: 2
Coding region: 1-1056 (351 amino acids)
Source: RefSeq, a predicted model, not a curated record